Plasmopara halstedii is the source of this 516-nucleotide messenger RNA. RefSeq lists its product as uncharacterized. The record is from RefSeq and is a predicted model, not a curated record. The transcript is spliced from 2 exons. The coding region runs from base 1 to 516 and encodes 171 amino acids. Lineage: Eukaryota; Oomycota; Peronosporomycetes; Peronosporales; Peronosporaceae.
AUGGCAAUUGAACAAGUCACACAAAAUCGAGCGAAAGCUGCUAAAGAAGCAAAACGAACCACAGCCAUGGAUAUCGAAGUAGAAACAUCCAUGGCCACCUCGGUGUCAAAACUUAAGGAAGCGUUAAACGACAGCACCAGUCGUCAAAGGGGCACCGAUCGGCGAAACAAGACUGCAAAGCCUCAUAAAAACAAGGAAAGCCUUCACAAAAGCCUUUACAGAAGAAGCAACUUCUCAAGCUCACCGAAAUGCAAGUGGAAUAGUGGACGCAACCGGUCCCGCCAAGUCCGGAAAGCCACCCACAAAGCCAAGAUCAAAGAAGAACGCCAAGCAGAAAAGCGUGUAGAACACGAAAAAGAAGACCCAAUCCAAGUAGGUCGAUCAGACAAAAGGAAUGCGCUAGCUCUCUCUGCUAGCCGAACAACAAGAGAAAUUAAUAGCUAUGCACGGAACUUAGCUCUUCAUAAGUUUGUACCGUCGUCUAUUGCAACUCCCUUGCUCUGGAUCGUCUACUAG